AUGCCACGCAACAACCAUCCUGGUGCCGCAGAGAUGCCCAGCACACCCACCACGAACAACAUCAUCUCAUCAGCGAUGGAUGCGCCACGAGACGACACCGCCGCAAACGGUCACUCCGCCGACGCAAACGACCAUCAUCACUUCCGCUUCCUCGAUCUUCCAGCGGAACUUCGCAACCGUAUCUACUCGUACGCGACUGCACGCAAGAGCGGCGAUCUCGGCGGCUUUCGCAUCCCAGGCAUCGCUCAAGUCUCGAAGCAGAUCCGCAAGGAAUUGCUUCCGAUUCUAUUCGCCGAAAACAUUUUCCUCUGCCAGGUAUCCUCAGAUCUCUUGACGCCCCACUACAGACGCCACGGCAACCCCUGCAGAGAUUAUCAGCGGACUCGAGGGUUCGCAGGCAAGCUGGACUUCCAGGGCGUCGUGAGCGUCUUGCUGCAGUCCGCCGAUGGCGAGUCGGCCCUGUUCAGGAAUAUCACGUUCCAGGUCUAUGAGGCACAUGUCCACGACACCCACGUCCACGAUGGUGUGCAUCUUACGCAGUGGCAUCAACAUCAGCAUUUCUAUGGAUUCUUCGACCUGCACCUCGCCGUUGCGGGAAAGAAGCUCGACAUAUCUGUCGAGGAGACGCCACUUCAUCCUCGCCAUCGUUGCGAUGAGAAUCUCCCACUGCUGCGGAGAACUACGCUCAUUCAGGUAGAGGACAUCGAUGAGGCUGUGGAUAGAGCGAUCCAAGUUGCACGCGGCAUUGAGGGUCGAGAUGGAUUCAAGGGCUUCACGCUCAAGGAUCUCAAGGAAGUGGCUUGGGGGUUUCGGUUCCCUGACGAAUAA
Molecule: messenger RNA, 828 nt
Organism: Zasmidium cellare ATCC 36951
Lineage: Eukaryota; Fungi; Ascomycota; Dothideomycetes; Mycosphaerellales; Mycosphaerellaceae
Exons: 1
Coding region: 1-828 (275 amino acids)
Source: RefSeq, a predicted model, not a curated record